AGUGUGAACUCAGGAAACUGAAACUUACCCUGUCCCACUGCCCAGAGGGAGCCAUGGCUGCAGAGAGCCCCGUGGAAAGUCUCCAGGAGGAAGCGACAUGUCCUGUCUGUCUGGAGUAUUUCACAGACCCUGUCACUCUGGAGUGUGGGCACAAUUUCUGCCGAGCCUGCAUCGCCCAGUGCUGGGAGGGACCCGACACAGCCGCCUCCUGCCCUCAGUGCAGAGAAACUGUGCAACAGAGAAACCUCAGGCCCAACAGGCAGCUGGCAAAUGUCGUAGAGAUCGCCAAGCGGCUGAGUUUCCAGGCAGCAAAGGGAGCAGGAGGGGGUGGGGUGUGUGGGGAACACCAGGAGGCUCUGAAACUGUUCUGUGAAAAGGAUCAAACCCCCAUCUGUGUGAUCUGCAGAGAGUCCCGGGCUCACCGCGCUCACACGGUGGUUCCCAUACAGGAAGCUGCCCAGGAGUACAAGGAAAAAAUACAAGCCCUUUUGCAGACUCUGAGGGAAGAGAGAGAAAAGCUGCUGGGAUUGAAAGUGACUGGAGAGGAGAGAAGCCGGGAGUAUCUGAAACAGACAGAAACCGAGAGGCAGAAGAUUAUGUCUGAAUUUCACCAACUGCGGCAGUUCCUGGAAGAACAAGAGCGACUGCUGCUGGCCCAGCUGGAAAAGCUGGACAAGGAGAUUGUGAAGAUACAGAAUGAAAAUAUCACCAAACUCUCAGAGGGGAUUUCCCAUCUCAGUGAGCUGAUCAGUGAGAUGGAGGGGAAGUGUCAGAAGCCAACAAGUGAAUUCCUGCCGGAUGUCAGAAUCACCUUGAGUAGGUGUGAGAAGGGGAAGUUCCAGCAGCCAGAGGAGAUUUCUCCUGAACUGGAAGAGCAAGUCAGCGAUUUCUCCCAGAAAACUAUUGUGCUAAUGGAGACUCUGAGGAAGUUCAAAGACACUCUGCCAUCUGCACUGGAAUCCCUAGGAGCACACAGACAGGCGAAUGUGACUCUGGAUCCAGACACGGCUCAUCCCCAACUCGUCCUCUCUGAGGAUGGGAAAAGUGUGAGAUGGGGAAACACGCGGCAGCGACUGCCCGACACCCCUGAGAGAUUUGAUACUGAGCUCUGGGUGCUGGGCUGUGAGGGAUUCACCGCGGGGAGACAUUGCUGGGAGGUGGAGGUGGGGGGUGGGCGAUACUGGGCUGUGGGGGUGGCCAGAGAGUCUGUGGGGAGGAAGGGACGGAUCAGCCUUAGCCCUGAGCGGGGGAUCUGGGCUGUGGAGCAGUGGGGCGAUCAGUUCCGGGCUCUCACCUCCCCUGUGACCCCCCUGAGCCGGGCCCCCAGCAGGAUCCGGGUUUGUCUGGACUGUGACCGGGGGCAGGUGACAUUUAUCGAUGCUGGUGACGAGGCCCCGAUCUUCACUUUCCCGCCGGGCUCCGUCCCUGGGGAGAGAAUCCGCCCCUGGCUCUGGGUGGGGCUGGGAUCCCGGCUCCGCCUGUGUCCCUGAGACCCACAGCAGAGGGGGGACCGGAAAUCAGCCCCUCAAGCCUCACGGACCCCCCGUCUCUAUGACCUUGGAGGACUCCCAUCGACCCAGCCCCUGGCUCCUCAUCUCUACGACCCCUGGAAGCUCCUCCCCCUCCCUCCCUGCAGCCCCAGGCAUGGGAGGGGGAGGGGGAGGAACCCGUGGGGCUGCAGGAGGGGCAGAGGGGCCCUGAGG
Molecule: messenger RNA, 1703 nt
Organism: Chelonia mydas (Green sea turtle)
Lineage: Eukaryota; Metazoa; Chordata; Testudines; Cheloniidae
Product: zinc finger protein RFP-like
Exons: 7
Coding region: 54-1490 (478 amino acids)
Molecular function (GO): zinc ion binding; protein binding
Source: RefSeq, a predicted model, not a curated record